AUGUUCAUAGCUCAAAGCGAUGUAAGAAAUGAAGGAAAGGGUUAUUUUUCGACGACUCUUAAAAUGAAAAAGGAAGUGAUUCUUGCCGCUUUCACUCGGGCGGUGAGGAUGUCGACGCCAUCGAGGAAAAGGUUGAUGAGGGAUUUCAAGCGAUUGCAGCAGGACCCUCCGGCCGGCAUCAGUGGCGCGCCAUAUGAUAAUAACAUCAUGCUCUGGAACGCCGUUAUUUUUGGCCCUGAUGACACUCCUUGGGACGGAGGUACAUUUAAGUUGACACUUCAAUUCUCUGAGGAUUACCCAAACAAGCCGCCAACAGUGCGAUUCAUCUCCCGAAUGUUCCAUCCGAAUAUUUAUGCAGAUGGAAGUAUUUGCUUGGAUAUUCUGCAAAAUCAGUGGAGUCCAAUAUAUGAUGUGGCAGCUAUACUUACAUCUAUCCAGUCACUGCUCUGUGAUCCGAAUCCGAACUCACCAGCAAAUUCUGAAGCAGCUCGGCUGUUUAGCGAAAACAAGCGCGAAUAUAACAGGAAGGUGCGUGAGAUUGUCGAGCAGAGCUGGACAGCAGACUAA
Messenger RNA from Fraxinus pennsylvanica, 567 nucleotides. Lineage: Eukaryota; Viridiplantae; Streptophyta; Magnoliopsida; Lamiales; Oleaceae. The record is from the annotation of a GenBank genome assembly.